AUGGAGCGAUUUACGGAGGAUUAUGUGCUGAAGAAUUUGCCUCUCAUCGUGCGUGAUGCUGCUAGGCCUGAUGGUGGAUGGCCUUGUGUUGAGAAGUGGAGCAGCCGAUAUCUCAAGGAGCAUGUUGGCCAUGCCAACAUCAGGGUGCGUGCAAAGCCCCAGCAGGAUGGGAUGUUUGGUGAUGUAGGGCGCCUUGGAGAAGGAUGCAUCCAUCUCUACGACUUUGAAGAAGUGAACUUUGGCGACUUCCUGGAGUCACUUGACGCAUCGUCACCAGCAUACUAUGGUGCAAGGUUGCAGGUGCAGGAGGACCUGCCAGAGCUGGUUCCCGACAUGCCAAACUUUUACGAGUUGCCAUGGCGGGAAGCCUUUGGGGUGCCAUACAAGGGUGGCAUUAUUGCUUACUUCGGAUCUGGGAAGCAGUCCACACCGCUGCACUAUGAUCCCCUGGAGAAUCUCAUCUUCAUGGUCCAGGGCUCAAAGACGUUUCUGCUCUUCCACCCUUCCGACUCUGCAAACUUGUACCCCAGCACCACAAACGUUGGGACGCACUACAGCUUGGUGCCGUCGCACAGGCUCUUGUCCGACCAAACCGAUGCUGAGGGCUUCGAACUUGUCCAAAACGCAAGGUGCCUUCGGGUGACGCUUCGCCAAGGAGAUAUGUUGUACCUGCCCAUCUGCUGGUGGCACGCAGUUCAGGGCUGCGAGGGAUCGAACGUGAGCCUGCACUACUGGUUUGCGCAGUCCAGGCUCAAAGAGGACUACGACGUGUACAAGAGUUAUCUGGAAGUGAAAUUCGCGCACUGGGUGGAGCAGCUGGAGACAAUGGACUUGCCAGGGGGCGUCAUGAGCGAGGGGCGGAAGGAGGCGAAGGAGAUGAUUGAAGCCAAGCUUAAGGAGAGACAGGACUUCUCUUGGGGCUCAUGA
Molecule: messenger RNA, 927 nt
Organism: Ostreobium quekettii
Lineage: Eukaryota; Viridiplantae; Chlorophyta; Ulvophyceae; Bryopsidales; Ostreobiaceae
Source: the annotation of a GenBank genome assembly